CGUCGCCCUCAAUCCAACUGAUUGGAAGCAUGUUUCAUUCGGAAUGGCCAAGGAGGGUUGUGUGCUCGGUGUCGACUACGCGGGUGUCGUGGAACAGAGCAAUUCGCCCAGUUGGGCGAAGGGCGAUCGCAUUUGUGGUUUCGCUCAUGGUGGAAACUCUUGCAACCCUGAAGACGGAACUUUCGCCGAGUACAUCGUCGCGCCAUUGUCUACUGCUAUCAAAAUCCCACCUGGAGUUUCCUUCGAAGCAGCGUCCACCCUGGGGUGUGGAAUUACCACCGUGGGCCAAGGCCUCCUUGAGUCAGGCUACGGACUCGGCCUUAAUACGCCUUCCAACCCGGUCACUACUAAGGUACCGGUUUUGAUCUAUGGCGGAAGCUCUGCGACGGGUUCGUUGGGCAUACAGUUUGCUAAAGAAGCGGGUUACUCCGUCAUUACUACUUGCUCACCAAAGAACUUUGAAAUGGUUCGCGCCCGCGGAGCUAGCGAGGUCUUUGAUUCCCAUGAUUCCGAAGUCGGCAAGAAGAUCAACCAGCACACGAAGAACCAACUCCAAUUCGCCUGGGAUUGUAUUGGCACCGAUGAAUCAGCCCGGGGUUGUGCGGACGCACUCACAACCAACCCUGGGGCACAGUAUGGCACUAUUCGCGCACCGAAGUUGCCUCGAGAUGAUGUCAAAUACACUGCCACCAUGGCCUAUGUCGGCAUCGGUGAAGACUUCGAAAAGGGCGGCAAUUGGACUCGUAACAAUGAGGCGCAUGCCUUGUGGCAGAACAAGAUUUGGAAGAUUGCGUACGAUUUACUAGCGGCAGGAAAGCUUCAAGUUCAUCCUGUUCGCGUGGAAAAUACUGGAUUCGAAGGCAUUCUGGCUGGUCUGAAGGAGUUGGAGAAUGGAGUUGUCUCUGGGCAGAAGCUAGUCUAUGUACUAUAACCGUUCCUCUAGUGUAGACACAAUGUCAACCUUUUCUUCUCGGUGA
Aspergillus glaucus CBS 516.65 is the source of this 977-nucleotide messenger RNA. RefSeq names its product zinc-binding alcohol dehydrogenase family protein. The record is from RefSeq and is a predicted model, not a curated record. Gene Ontology annotation, molecular function: oxidoreductase activity, acting on NAD(P)H. The coding region runs from base 44 to 931 and encodes 295 amino acids. The transcript has 2 exons. Lineage: Eukaryota; Fungi; Ascomycota; Eurotiomycetes; Eurotiales; Aspergillaceae.